AUGUGGCAUACUUUUCAAAAUUUUCAGGUUCCUCGAGCACUUUCUCUUAUGAAUACAAUGAUAUAUACAAAAGAAAACCCUACUGCAAUAACUAGAAGAAUGUUUAAUCGUUAUGACUUGAAAGUACAUCCAAAUAUGGAUUUGGAACUUCAAGAAGCUCGGAUGAUUUUGUCAACACCUAAUGCUAACUCUCUUGAUAUUACAAGAGAAAAACUCCAAGAUAUUCGUACAAUAUCACAAGAUAAAAAUGGAAAAAAAUCAGGAAAAGAAGCAGAAAAUAUGGAAUUGGAAACGCCAACACCAUUUUCAAAUCAUUUGUAA
Ambispora leptoticha is the source of this 321-nucleotide messenger RNA. The record is from the annotation of a GenBank genome assembly. Lineage: Eukaryota; Fungi; Glomeromycota; Glomeromycetes; Archaeosporales; Ambisporaceae.